AUGGUAUAUGAUGGCAAACCUAGCAAAGGUUGCGGAAACUGUCGCUCACGCAAGAUCAGAUGCGACCAGGCUCCAUCGGCCUGCUGGCAAUGUAUUCGUACCAAUCGAAAAUGCCCUGGGUAUCGCGAUGAACUCUCACUGAUUUUCCGCGAUGAAACCCAAUCCGUCGCGCACAAGGCGCGUUCUACGUCUUUGCGACGCCGGGUUGCGUCCCGGUCGCGUCGUCGCGGUUUUCCACAAAAUUUGGGAUAUUCUGGUAUCUCAGACUCCUUUGAAGUGGUGUUUGAAUACGGCUCUGACCCUGACCUCCACUUCCGUAUUCAGGGCAAGCAGAGUCCUUUGAGAACACAUCCUAACACCGGGGUCUCGAAACAGGAAGCUAUCUGCUACUUUCUCCAAUCGCACUCUUUUCAGGGUAACUUUCUCAUAAAGGACGCUUUGGCUCGAUUCCUUAUGGCGUCUGAUGGGUCACUGGGUCAGCAGGCAAUACAAUCUAGCAUAGUGGCGGUUGCUAGCGCCAUGCUCUCGCGUGUUCGAAGAGCUGGAGCAUUGAGUCACGCCGCGCGUAAGGAAUAUGGAUCUGCCCUCGAGUUUGUCAAUCGGGCACUUGCCGAUCCACACGAGGCGAAGACCAAUCAGACACUUGGUGCAAUUGUUCUUCUAUCCUUGUAUGAAAUUGUCGUAUCAAGGGCUCCGCAGGAACUCGAGGGUUGGACAAGCCAUAUUUCUGGGGCUGCAGCACUCCUUCAGUACCGGGGGGCUACACAAUGGCAAAGCAUAACUACAAGUUGCCUCCAGCGCGACUUCCUUGUUCCCAGCUCUGUCAUGGAAUGUACAAUCCUUGAAAUCUUCCCCGAGAUAAAGAGUGAUGUUGGAAAUAAACUGAACUUGAUCAUCGGCAAUCUCGCGAAUUUACGGACAAAUAUCCGCUCUCGAGAAUUGACCGACCCCCAAGAGAUCCUGAGUGCGGCAUGUGCCAUCGAUGCCGAGCUCCUCGCUUGGUUAGCCGCUCUGCCGCCGGAUUUCACAUAUAGUACCCAUACACUUAUGCCACUGGACACUUCUUUUGGACACCGCUGUCACGGAAUCCGACCAUAUAACAACGAAUACCAUAUCUACCCCGAUAUCUGGUCGGCCAGUGUCUGGAAUCACUACCGCUCCACACACAUUCUUGUCAUCGAGCUUAUAAUAUCCCAAGUGAACAAAAUAUCCAAGAGCUCGCCUGCCCCAUUCCUCGAAGACAAUAAUUCAUACUGCAAGUCUCAACGGGCGACAAUUCGUCGCCUAGGUCUCGAUAUUUGCAGCAGUAUCCCAUUUCAUCUGGGUGCGUGCAACUCGGAGGCACUCCCAGAGACGCCUAUCCUUCCGCCAGAGAGCUAUCUAGGCGGUCUCAUGCUUCUUUGGCCCCUAUUUGUGGCCGGCCUAGUCGAGUCCCCGGCUCAUCCACAGCGUCUGUGGGCUAUACAGUGCCUUCGAACCAUAGGAAACACGUGGGGGCUAGCGUCAGCGCUGGCAGAAAUGGAUGUUCUCAUUGUGGACCCGGGAAUAUUUUACUCGGUGGAAAUCUAUGGCGAAGCCGCUGAUCCGCCGGCUGGAACGUCGGUGACACUGCCGUUUUCCGUAUAUCAUGUGCCGUAUUUCGAUCUUUCCACUCUGAGGGAGUUUCGAAGGCUUCAGCCUACAACGGCAUGA
Penicillium arizonense is the source of this 1692-nucleotide messenger RNA. Its product is annotated as Zn(II)2Cys6 transcription factor domain-containing protein. Gene Ontology annotation, biological process: regulation of DNA-templated transcription. Gene Ontology annotation, molecular function: zinc ion binding; DNA-binding transcription factor activity, RNA polymerase II-specific. The transcript is spliced from 3 exons. The coding region runs from base 1 to 1692 and encodes 563 amino acids. The record is from RefSeq and is a predicted model, not a curated record. Lineage: Eukaryota; Fungi; Ascomycota; Eurotiomycetes; Eurotiales; Aspergillaceae.